AUGAAUCGACUCCUAAAGAAGUCAGCAGGUACCAGGAUACAAAUAUGCAAGGUGUGGUGUACGAAUUGAAUAGCUACAUAGAACAGCGCCUGGAUACAGGAGGAGAUAACCAACUACUUCUGUAUGAACUGAGCAGCAUCAUUAAAAUAGCUACAAAAGCUGAUGGAUUUGCACUGUAUUUCCUGGGAGAAUGCAAUAAUAGUCUGUGUGUAUUUACACCACCAGGAGCUAAAGAAGGACUGCCACGGCUCAUCCCUGCAGGGCCCAUUGCACAUGGCACUACAGUAUCUGCUUAUGUAGCCAGAUCCAGAAAGACGUUGUUAGUAGAAGAUAUUCUGGGGGAUGAGCGAUUUCCCAGAGGUACUGGACUGGAAUCAGGGACUCGUAUCCAAUCUGUUCUAUGUUUGCCAAUUGUUACUGCAAUUGGUGACCUGAUUGGUAUCCUGGAGCUUUACCGUCACUGGGGCAAAGAAGCCUUCCACCAUAGUCACCAAGAGGUUGCAACAGCAAAUCUUGCAUGGGCUUCAGUAGCAAUACAUCAAGUACAGGUGUGCCGGGGCCUUGCCAAGCAGACUGAGCUGAAUGACUUCUUGCUUGAUGUAUCGAAAACGUAUUUUGAUAAUAUAGUUGCAAUAGAUUCUCUACUUGAACAUAUAAUGAUAUAUGCAAAAAACCUGGUGAAUGCAGAUAGGUGUGCACUCUUCCAGGUUGACCACAAAAAUAAGGAGCUGUAUUCAGACCUUUUUGAUAUUGGAGAAGAAAAUGAUGGGAAACCUGUCUUCAAGAAGACCAAAGAAAUAAGAUUUUCUAUAGAAAAAGGAAUAGCUGGUCAAGUGGCAAGAACAGGAGAAGUCCUUAACAUCCCUGAUGCCUAUGCAGAUCCACGCUUUAACAGAGAAGUAGACCUCUACACAGGCUACACAACCAGAAAUAUCCUGUGCAUGCCUAUUGUAAGCCGAGGAAGUGUUAUAGGUGUUGUGCAGAUGGUGAACAAAAUAAGUGGAAGUGCCUUCUCUAAAACUGAUGAGAACAACUUUAAAAUGUUUGCAGUCUUUUGUGCUUUAGCCUUACACUGUGCUAAUAUGUACCACAGAAUUCGCCAUUCAGAGUGUAUUUACCGUGUAACGAUGGAGAAACUAUCCUACCACAGUGUUUGUACAGCAGAAGAGUGGCAAAACCUCAUGCACUGUACACUGCCUCCACAUAUUUAUAAAGAAAUUGAACUAUACCACUUUGAUAUCAGCCCAUAUGAGGAUGUCUGGCCUGCCAUUUUUGUCUACAUGGUUCACCAGUCCUGUGGGACAGCCUGGUAUGAAGAGUGGUGCCACAGCCAGGGCUCCGGCUACUGGGACCAUGGGACUCACUUUGAGAAAGCUGGUCUCCUGGGGGCUGAUGGGGUACAUCUCUCAGAGAAGGGGGAGAACAUCUUUGGACAAAGGCUAGCCAGUCUAGUAAGGAGGGCCCUGGAUUUGCUGGGGGAUGGGAUCCUCAAUCCACCCCACUUCAAGGCCAGUGCUGAAAAUAGAUGCCCUGACCUUGGAGAUGGAUCACAGGCCAGCGAGCGAGCACAGGAAGUGCAAGACAAUGAAUUCCAGCCAUUAAGCGUUCCAGCUGGUAAGUCAGCUUCCAUGGGGGACCCACUUAAGUGCCUCUGUGCAAACACAUGGAGCAUGGAGAACAAACAAGAGGAAUUAGAGAUGUGUGCACAUCUACAAGGCUAUGAUGUUAUAGGCAUCACUGAGACAUGGUGGAAUAGCUACUAUGAAUGGACUGUAGGAUUAGAUGGGUACAGGCUUUUUAGGAAAGACAGGCAGGGCAGAAGAGGAGGGGCUGUUGCCCUUUAUGUCAAGGACCAGCUGGAGUCCUUGGGGCUUGGCCUGGGGGUGGAUGAGGAGUUGACCGAGAGUUUAUGGGUCAGGGUUAGAGGAAAGGCAGAGGAAGGUGAUAUCAUAGUGAAGAUCUGCUGCAGGCCACCUGACCAGGAUGAUCGAGCCCUCUAUAGAUAG
Leptosomus discolor (cuckoo roller) is the source of this 2006-nucleotide messenger RNA. NCBI's taxonomy places the organism in Eukaryota, Metazoa, Chordata, Aves, Leptosomiformes, Leptosomidae. The record is from RefSeq and is a predicted model, not a curated record.